CGAGGUUUCUCAAGACCGCUGAAAAAGAAAGAAAUAAUAGGAAAAGAAUGAAGACAGAAGGAAAAGAAGGGAAUGAUGAGAUCUGACAAACGAGGGACACCAGGUUACCAAGCUCCACAUGUGUUACGAACAUGGCGGCUCUUCUACGUUACGGGGCUGCGAGAUCAUGGAGACUUUUGACAGCUUGCACGGUACGAAAUCUUUCGAUUUACCAACGAAACUCACCGGCUCUUUACCAAGAGAAUAUCUUGAAAGCAUGCACACCCAGUGUUAAUUCCUCAAGGUGUUUAACUUACGAAACUUUGGCGAAUGAAGCUACCGAAAAUACUACAGAGGUCGGAGCUGCGGCCGCGGACUCCCAAAUUGCACGUAAGGAAACGGGCUCCGGUCUGGGGCACUAUCACUACGAGAGAAAUGUAAAGCAACUGGGAACAAUUUUCACGAGGCACCUCCUUCUUCGAACAUUCAACGAAAUUCUUAAACGAGAGGGUCAACUAACAUCCUUACAAGCCUAUCAGACUCUACGGAAUUGUGGCACAGACUUGAUCUUUGAAAGUCCAAAAAGACGAAUUGAGUUAGCACAUUAUUUUUGGGACAGAAUUCUUGAGUUAGGUAUUCAACCCGAUGUUACACUGUACAAUGGUCUUUUGUCUGUGUACAUUCAGAACAAUUACAAAUUUAAUCCUCUCGAGGUUCUGGAGCAAAUGCAGGAGAAGAAGGUGGAGCCUAACAGGACAACAUUGUUACUGCUGAUGCAGGGAUAUGCUGAACAAGGAGAUGUUGCAGGAGCAUUUAAAAUUCUAGAGUUCAUUAAAGCUGCCAACAUGCCACUCACUGAACAAGUGUUUGCAGCUCUUGUCACAGCUUACGGUGCAAAUGGAGAUCCUGAGAGUGCCAAGGGUGUGUUUGACCUUAUGAGGGAAAAUGGUUUUGAGCCAGAUUUGGACAGUUAUGGCGCACUGUUAAUUGUUUACGGUGAAGCUGGAAACUUGGAGGCCAUAGUGAAGACAAUCGACGAAAUGCAAGAAAAGCAUGUUUACCCAAACAGGAAACUAUAUUUGGCCUUGAUGGAUGUGUUGUCAAAACGUGGACACAAUUCUGUGAUUGUAGAGCUCCUUCGAAAACCUGUUGUGAAGAGCCUUGUAAUAGGAGGCUUGGAAAAACUAAUGAUGACAGUUGCUAAUCGUGGCGAGCUCAACACUGCAUUCUUGUUGCUUGGUCAUUUGUCAGAAACAGCAGCAAAUCCAGAUAAUCCUCAUAAAAAUGAAUCUAAGUUGCUCAAACAUGUCAUCCUCUCCGGGCAGUCUCAUGAAGUUGUCAUGGUCGCCAUUCAUGAGCUGGAGAAGUUGGGUGUUUUCAGGAAUGUGUAUGAAGAUGCUUUAGACUUGAGCUUUGGUGCAAAAAACCCAGGUAAUAUAGUUUAACAUCGCCAAGGGUCAAGGCUAAGAGACACACAAACCAAAACAGUCUAAGAUCUCCACAACACAAGGUUUAUUUUCAACUCUCUUUACAUUACCUAUGAACACAAAGGGCUAUACAGAACAAAACAAAGAGGUGCUAUCCCAAUUCAUAAGAAAGCCUCUGUCACGGUCUAACCACAGGGAAUUCUGUAAGAAACAACAAUAUUUGACUGUGUACAGUAUUGUUCAAAAGUAACGCAAGCGAAAUGCGCGAAUUUCGUUCUUUGUUCCCGCGACUUUUUGUCGAAAGUUCGCAGUUCAAGUGAAAUUUCAUGGCGUAUCGAGCAAUAAUUCGCUUGAACAAAGGGCAAUUUUUCUUCAAAGUUUUGUUAAGCUAAAGAAAUUCGUGAGCACAAACAAUAGUUCGCUAGGCAGUACACGAAAUUUUGCAACGCAUUGAAUGGCAGUUCGGCAGCAUUAGCACAAUUUUCUUUUAGUGACUGAUACGAACAAACUGUCAUGUAACUUACAAGCGAUAAAUUUGUAAAUAUGUGCUAAUAAGUUGUUUGUAAAUACGUGCCAGUUUGCAGUCAUCGAUCACCAAUUAAGGGGAUAACAUUUUAUCUACAAGAAAUAUGUUACUAAAAUCUUACUCAC
This is a messenger RNA of Orbicella faveolata, 2057 nucleotides long. Its product is annotated as leucine-rich PPR motif-containing protein, mitochondrial-like. The record is from RefSeq and is a predicted model, not a curated record. Gene Ontology annotation, cellular component: nucleus; mitochondrion. Gene Ontology annotation, biological process: regulation of mitochondrial translation. NCBI's taxonomy places the organism in Eukaryota, Metazoa, Cnidaria, Anthozoa, Scleractinia, Merulinidae. Gene Ontology annotation, molecular function: protein binding; mRNA 3'-UTR binding.